Molecule: messenger RNA, 2495 nt
Organism: Pseudoliparis swirei
Lineage: Eukaryota; Metazoa; Chordata; Actinopteri; Perciformes; Liparidae
Gene: rab11al
Product: RAB11a, member RAS oncogene family, like
Exons: 5
Coding region: 257-907 (216 amino acids)
Biological process (GO): melanosome transport; neurotransmitter receptor transport, endosome to postsynaptic membrane; exocytosis
Cellular component (GO): axon; transport vesicle; postsynaptic recycling endosome
Molecular function (GO): GTP binding; GTPase activity
Source: RefSeq, a predicted model, not a curated record
GCGAGGAAGACGAGGAGAAACUUUUCCAGCUACCGGUUGCCGUCGGAUGUUUAUUUUUUUACCCAACUGCGUCGCGUUGUUCUACUUCGACGUUAUUAUUCGCCCAGCGUCGCCGUGGUUCGAGUGAGACUUCGCCGUCUUCCGCGUGAGGCUAACUAUCGCGUUUAGAGCCGCGAACGGGGCGCUCGCGGAGUGAAGUUUAAAAUACACCGCAAAGUUUAGUUGUCCGCGGAGACGACGACGACGGAGACGAGCUAUGACCAACCGGGAGGACGAGUACGACUACCUCUUCAAAGUGGUGCUGAUCGGGGAUUCAGGCGUCGGGAAGAGCAACCUGCUGUCCCGCUUCACCCGGAAUGAGUUCAACCUGGAGAGCAAGAGCACCAUCGGGGUGGAGUUUGCCACGCGCAGCAUCCAGGUGGAGGGCAAGACCGUCAAGGCUCAGAUCUGGGACACGGCCGGGCAGGAGCGGUACCGGGCCAUCACCUCGGCCUACUACCGCGGAGCAGUCGGCGCCCUCUUGGUCUACGACAUCGCCAAGCACCUGACGUACGAAAACGCCGAGCGCUGGCUGAAGGAGCUGCAGGACCACGCGGACAGCAACAUCGUCAUCAUGCUGGUGGGCAACAAAAGUGAUCUCCGUCACCUGAGGGCGGUGCCAACAGACGAGGCCAAGGCCUUGGCAGAGAAGCACGGCUUGUCUUUCCUGGAGACGUCGGCGUUGGACUCCUCUAAUGUGGAGCUGGCUUUCCAGACUAUUCUUACAGCCAUCUACAACAUCGUGUCCCAGAGGCAGAUAUCCGGGCGGACCGACUCCGACUUCUCACCGGCGUCCAACGUGGUGCCCAUCACGGUCGAGCCCACCCAGAACUCGGCCAAUAAGGGCGUCUGCUGCCAGAACAACUGAGGCCUCAGAACUCUCCUCCUCCUCCUCCUUCAUCUCCCCAGGCAAUCGGAGAAACAACCAGAUAGACCGACAGGUGGACAGGGAGAAUGAAGAGACAGGUAGAGAUCACCAUUUCACACGCGCAAGGACAUCAGAGUUAUCGUCUUGUCUUGUUCCGACGCUGUGAUGCAGUUUGAAGAGGGAGCAGAGAAGGAGGGAGAGGAGUUUAGACGGGGGGGGGGGUUAGUACCAAUGGGUGUGAUGCAACCGACCCGAUGCAUUAAAGCCUUUGGAACACGGUACACGAUCAGAACUGAUUCAGUCUAAUGAAAUAAUGUCACGCAUUGUGAGGUCCCCUGUUUUUGUAUCAUCAUAAUUUCUGUCUUUAAAAAACAAACACAUCCUCCCUUUUUUGUAAGCUCUUCUUUUUUCUUUCUUUUUUACAAGCCAGUAAACGCCUUCUCUCACUUUCACACUUCAGUAUAUCGGGCAAUAAAAAUCCACAAACACCGGACCGCAACCCGUCGGCGUCGCAGUCAUUCCCGUUUUUCCUUUUUCUUCUUUUUUAAAAAUGUUUAAUAUCGAGAAAAUAAUGUCCCGUACAAUAUUUAUUGAACACUAGAUUUUUGGUCUUCUCUGGCCGUUGUUUUGUGAUUCAACACUAUUUUGGUUUAGAUUCUUCCACCCUGAAGGGACCUCUCUCUCUUCUUGACGCCCGCUAUCUUCAAGGCUCCUUUUUCUUCUUCUUUCCUGAAAUGCAAACGCUGGAAUUCCGUCCGCUCGGCGCGGCGACGCCCCCCUCUCCUCUCUCCCGGUGACCCGUCGCUGCUCUCUGAUUUGCUUUUGAUCUUCGUCUGGACGGCCUUCGCUCCUGCAGCUACACCCCAUCGCAUUUAAGAGUUACCGCACGAGUGAAAGGGUUAACCGGCCAGCAUCCUCUCUCCCGAUGGCCGUCUCACCCCCUGCCCCGAACCUGUGAGGGAGCGAUCGGGGGGGAUUGGGUUUGGAUGCAUGGACGACCCCGUGCUGCUGCUGCUGCUGCCCGCUUGCUGGGAUAAAUGGAUGGCUAAUGUUUCAGGGGGAUGAGUUGGCGAGGGCGCUCGGCCCCGCCCUGCCGCCGUGGUCUCUGAUGUACCCGAGAUGGCUUGUUUGACUGUAAGUGAAAUCCUCCACUAGCCCCUCCCUCUCUCUCCCUCUCUCUCUCUCCACUGUAUGUAACUGGAACAGGAUUCUGCCUUCUGGGAUCUCCCCGAGGUCUGCCCUCACUCGGCUGCAUUUCCUGUGUGGGGUGGGUGAGGGUUGUUUUCGAGGGGGCAAGAUUUGGGUUUGUUAGUAUCUAAUAGUUUAAUAGAUCGAGGAGAAAGGACGGUAGCUAAAUUAAAUCCAAAGGUUGCGCACGCGGCCGGUGUUUCUCCCGGUUCUGUGUUUCCACGUCGACACGGCCGACUUCACAGGUCUUAAACUGGGCGCUGUAGGUUAGGGCUUCUUAAAACAUUUAUUCUCAUAUGUAUAUUUGGACUGCAUAUGUAUAAAUAAAUGUCAUUUGUUAUAGCCUGCCUCUUCUCAUGUCUCUAAGAUGUUUUUUAAAUAAAGGCUGCAGGUGAAUGAA